Messenger RNA from Lathyrus oleraceus (garden pea), 1895 nucleotides. RefSeq names its product protein ABCI12, chloroplastic. The coding region runs from base 121 to 1275 and encodes 384 amino acids. The transcript is spliced from 8 exons. The record is from RefSeq and is a predicted model, not a curated record. Gene Ontology annotation, cellular component: chloroplast. NCBI's taxonomy places the organism in Eukaryota, Viridiplantae, Streptophyta, Magnoliopsida, Fabales, Fabaceae.
ACAAGUUUUUCUCAAUCUUUAUAGCAUUCAAAUGAAACUACCCAAGUUCUUUCCUCAAUCCUUCGUUCUCUGGGUUUCACCCAUACUCAUUGCCUCACACAAUCUCCUCCAAGUACAUCCAUGAACUGUAACCACGCCACUCUCCUUUGUCUUUCUCUCCCACCACCACCACUGAAUUCAAAUCGUGUCAUUUUCCCAAAAUGCCAUUCUGCAAUUCCCUUAUCCAACAAAACCCUUUUGUGCAAACCGAAGCUGAAGAGAAAAACGAUUCUUCUUAGAAUCAAUGCUUCUUCAAAGGAUGAUAAUGCUCGAUCACCAAAUUGGUCUAAGUGGAUCCCCACAGGCUCUUUCGCUGCUGAUAAAGUUUUCAGAUUGAUUUCCAGUGCUACCGCUAGUCCCAUUGGACAGUUUGUAUCUUCCCCCACCACGUUUCUUCACUCUAUCGAUCCUAGGGUCAAAUUGGUAUGGCUUUUAGUUCUGGUUGUUCUACCGGCAAGGUCACAUAUAAUUAUGCGAUUUGGAUUAGUAGCAUACUUGACUUUGCUUUCAGUUUGGACUCUACCAAGAAAUGCUUGGAUGGAUCAAUUGGGGCGAGUUUAUUUUCUAUCGGCAUUGUUAUUCAUAACAACAGGGCUUGGCUCAGAUGGCGUUCCUGCACUUGUUCAGCCGAGAACUCCACCACUUGCUGUGACAGGGAUUCCUAAUCUUCCUGUAUCUUUAACGGGUUACUCAUAUGUAAUCUCAAAGUUAGGUCCAUUAACCUUUACAAGGAAAGGAUUAUCUGUAGGAAGCACGGUUGCAUGUUUGACUUUUACAGUAUUUCAAAGUGCAAGUCUCUGUCUCACAACCACAACACCUGAACAACUAGCAUCUGCAUUGCGAUGGUUUAUGCUUCCUCUGAGAUACAUAGGUGUAUCUGUAUCAGAAAUUGUGCUUACCCUUUUACUGUCAUUGAGAUUUAUCAGUCUAGUUUUUGACGAGGUCCGGAACAUUGCUAUGGGAAUUGUAUCUCGUAGGGUAAAUUGGAAACAACUAACUGUUAUGGAAACAAUUGAUAUUUUCUUUAACUACUUCCGUCGCAUCUUCAAAAAUAUUUUCAGCCAUGCAGAGCAAAUUUCUCAGGCUAUGAUAGCUAGAGGUUUUAAAGGGGACGUCGAAAGUCACAAAAUUUAUUUCUUGUCUGAAUCAUCUUUUGGGAUGGCAGAUGUUGUAAGUUUAUUGUGCUUGUCAGUUGUCAUUGGAGCUGCUCUCCUGUCUGAUUACUACCUUGUCUAAUGACAGAGAUUCACCACUUUUGGCACUGGUACUGUAUGCAGGCUCUUGAAAUGGUUUGUGAUGAAAAGGCUACUUGGAAACUUUCUUCGACAAGUGUCUCAACGGAUUGCUUCAAAGUUGAAACCAAAUGUUUGGAUUAUAUGUUUUCAGAAGCCAGACAAGUCAUUGUAUAUCUAUGUAGUUUUCUUACAUUACACAAUACAUAGGAAGCGUUAUGUGGAUAACAGAUGGUCCCUUUCGAUACCGUAGAAAGUUCAUAACAAAUAUCCGCAUCCUUUUGAUCAGGCUUUACCUAGAGAAGGAGGAGGAGGAGUUCAUAAUAAUCUUAGUAAUGAGCAGAGCUAAAUGAUAUUGAUGCCUGGAAACGUUGCCACUGUCAUAGUGGGUUUUGAACUCUUGUAACAUUGCAAAUAGUAGACCUGAAACUCAUUUUGAGUUAAUAAUAAAUACACGAAUUAUUGUUCAAGUUGAUGAGUUGUACAAAUCAAUACUGUAUGUUAUUUGUAUACAUUUAGAUGCAUACAUUUGUAACUGAUUCUGUAUAAGAAACAAAAAAAAUGGACAAGAAUUUGAAGACGUGUAACCAGUUUUUGGCACCUAAUUCAAAGUAUUUUUGUUUA